GCCGUGAAUCUAAACUCGGGAUCGCUACUACUCCUCGGCUCACCACUGAUGUCACCGACACGCUCCUCUCGCGCCGCGGCCGCCGCCUGUAGAUUCUAGCGAUCCACCUAUGGCGAGGCCGGCGGCGAAGGCGCUGCCGCCCAAGCACCUCGUGGCUCUCGCCGUCGUCGCCAUCCUCGGACUCUUCCUAGUCGCCGACUACCUCUGGGCCUCCUCCCGCUCCGCUGCCUCCUCCAUCUGGCCCUCGAGGCUCGAUAUCUCCACUCGCCCCGCGGUGUCGCCGCCGCCCUCGGCGGAGAAGCAAACAAAGGGCAAUACAUCUACAGGUUCCAUCGAUAUAAGUCCCACAUUUGCGGAUUUACCAGCACCAGAACUGCAGUGGGAGGAGAUGGCUGAAGCACCAGUACCACGUUUGGACGGCGCUGCUAUACAGAUUAAGAAUCUCUUAUUUGUAUUUGCCGGAUAUGGCACCAUUAACUAUGUGCAUUCUCAUGUGGAUAUUUACAAUUUCUCGGAUAAUACAUGGGGAGGAAAGUUUGAUAUGCCAAAGGAAAUGGCACAUUCACAUCUGGGGAUGGUUACAGAUGGACGAUUUAUAUAUGUAGUAACUGGACAAUACGGCCCUCAGUGUAGGGGACCUACAGCUCGAAAUUUUGUGUUGGACACAGAGAGAAAAGAAUGGCAUGAUUUGCCUCCACUCCCAGUUCCUAGGUAUGCUCCAGCCACACAACUUUGGAGGGGGAGGCUUCAUGUAAUGGGUGGCAGUAAGGAGGACAGACAUGAACCUGGACUUGAACAUUGGAGCCUUGCAGUGAAGGAUGGGAAAGCAUUGGAGCAAGAGUGGAGGAGCGAGAUACCAAUCCCGCGUGGUGGUCCUCAUAGGGCCUGUGUUGUUGCUAAUGAUAAGCUCCUUGUUAUUGGUGGUCAAGAAGGAGAUUUUAUGGCCAAACCUGGAUCACCUAUAUUUAAAUGUGUUAGAAGAAGUGAGAUAGUGUACAGCGAUGUAUACAUGCUUGAUGAUGAAAUGAAGUGGAAGGAACUUCCACCCAUGCCGAAGCCAGAUUCACAUAUAGAGUUUGCCUGGACGAAUGUCAACAAUUCUCUAAUUAUUGCAGGGGGGACCACAGAAAAGCACCCAAUUAAUAAAAAGAUGACCUUGGUUGGUGAAGUAUUUCGGUUCAAUUUGGAGACACUGGAAUGGAGUGUGAUCGGGCGGUUACCUUUCCGGAUCAAGACCACUUUGGUAGGAUACUGGGAUGGAUGGCUGUAUUUCACUUCCGGGCAACGAGACAAGGGCCCAAGCAACCCAUCUCCUAAAAAGGUUGUCGGGUGCAUGUGGAGAACUAAGUUGCACCUGUGAUUUUUCUGUAGGUAAAACUGAAUUGAGUAGAGCAUUCUUUCAGUAUUCUUUUUGACACAUAACUGUUUGAUCCCUCCCUUGGUGGGCGAGUUGUUUCUUGUCAUACGAAUUGGCUGGCUUUGCUGUGCACUAAUCACAUCAUGCCACUUACUCUGU
This is a messenger RNA of Hordeum vulgare subsp. vulgare (domesticated barley), 1516 nucleotides long. RefSeq names its product kelch repeat-containing protein At3g27220-like. NCBI's taxonomy places the organism in Eukaryota, Viridiplantae, Streptophyta, Magnoliopsida, Poales, Poaceae. The transcript has 7 exons. The record is from RefSeq and is a predicted model, not a curated record. Gene Ontology annotation, molecular function: protein binding. The coding region runs from base 110 to 1360 and encodes 416 amino acids.